CUCGAGGCCAUUGUAAACGAACGCCUCCUUUUUAUGACGGUGAAAAAAGGCUUCAGCAUGCAGUUCUAUUAGAUGGCAACUGCCCAGCAGCAGCUAGAGCUUCUGCAGGGCCAAGUUAUCAAUAAUGCGGUAAGGCAAAGGAAGACAGUCCAGCUGAAUCCUAACACCAAGUUUGCCACCAUCUCAGACGUACAGAAGGCGCAGGUUGAGACUGGUGAAAAGGAGGAUGAUGCAGAUGAAACCAGCGGGUCUGAAUACAUCAGAGAAGAUGAAAGCUGUAAUUUUGGAGGCAUCUAGGCCUAGUCAAUAACGUACUCGCAUAGCGAGUCGGCCAACAUA
Molecule: messenger RNA, 339 nt
Organism: Colletotrichum destructivum
Lineage: Eukaryota; Fungi; Ascomycota; Sordariomycetes; Glomerellales; Glomerellaceae
Exons: 1
Coding region: 73-297 (74 amino acids)
Source: RefSeq, a predicted model, not a curated record